GAAUUUGAUAAAUAUAAAAUCAAUCCGAUGCCGGCCCUAAUUCAAACCUGACUGAGUUGCCAAUGUCCUGUUUUACAUUUAAUGUGUCGUGGAUUGUAACCCUAGCAAAGUUUCCAUGCCAACUUCUUUCAUUUCCUCGAUAUAAACUAGAACUUGAAGGGUCUUACCACUCGGAGAAUCCAAACAAUUUUAUUCAAAGAAUCUCUGUGAAAAAGAAAAAAAAAAGACAAAGAAGGAAUGGCUGUCGGGAUAUUGGAGGUGUUGUUAGUUAGUGCAAAAGACCUUGAAAACACAGAUUUUCUAGGUCGAAUGGAUCCAUAUGUUAUAAUUCAAUACAAAGGUCAAGAGCACAAAAGCAGCGUCAUCAGAGUUGAUGGUGCAGGUGGUGGUUCCAGGCCAUCAUGGAAUGAAAAGUUUACAUUCAUGGUGGAGUAUCCAGGGUCAGGUGAUGACUACAAGAUCAUUCUUACAAUCAUGGACAAGGACACCUUCUCUUCUGAUGACUUUGUUGGCCAAGCCACGAUAUAUGUCAAGGAUUUGUUAGCGACUGGAGCAGAAAAAGGGAAUGCUGAACUGCAUCCUUGUAAAUACAGAGUAGUACGUGCUGAUCAAAGAUAUUGUGGAGAGAUUGAAGUUGGUGCUACUUUCACCCGAAAGGCUGAGGAAACCGAUGAAGAAGAGUAUGGAGGUUGGAGGGAAAGCAGCUUUUAGUUUGCUUCAACUAUUUGUCAAUUUAGCUUGAAAUUGUUGUAAAAUAGUUUGUGUUUAUUUUAGCUGUGGAUUUUUCCUUAAAUAUUAAGGAAAUUGUUGUUAUUUUAAUUUGAGGAUCCUUUUACCUUAUUCUUCAUUUUAUCAUUACUAACU
Messenger RNA from Durio zibethinus, 864 nucleotides. RefSeq names its product Calcium-dependent lipid-binding (CaLB domain) family protein. The record is from RefSeq and is a predicted model, not a curated record. NCBI's taxonomy places the organism in Eukaryota, Viridiplantae, Streptophyta, Magnoliopsida, Malvales, Malvaceae.